AUGACUCCCAAGUCCUCUGACCGCAAGUCGGAGAACCAAUUCGAUAACCUUUCGGGUUAUUCCGAGGAUCCUGGCAAUGCCGAUUCUCAUCAUGGUGCGAAUUCUGAUUCCGAAUACUUGAAAAAGAUUGAAGACCGUUUAGACCGUUUGGACUCUCGAGAUGCUGAAUUGACGGAAAUCAAGGAAAUGAUGAAAACCCUCCUUCAAGUCCAUGGUUUGUCUGCCGUUAAGUCUUCCACCCCUGUUAUCUCGACUGUGAAUGAAACUCUGACUGUGACUCCAAAGCAAAGAGUCAUCAAGCCUGACUCGUACAGUGAAGCCCACCGCAACACUGAAAUUGACUUGGACACCGACUCAGGUAUUUCUAUGCUGACUGCUAAGGCUCCUCCGGCCACUGUGUUAAACGACCAUCAAGUUGAUGUUAAACUCAUGGCGACAACUAUUUUGAAGUUCCGCCCUGAGCCUGAGGAAACCAAUGCUGGUGUUUUGACGCUCUUCAUCGAUUACGUGCUUGAAGAAAUGGGGAAAUACAACUUGUCGGACUCUCAGCGUGAUCAAUGGUGGGAAUAUGCUAGAGGUAGUUUGCCUCAACAUGUGAAGUUUGCUUACGACCAGGGACGCACUACCACGGAAGAUCAGGAAAACAUCAAGAGAUACUUGAAGGAACUUGACGCUCACCAGAAACAAGCCCCUGCGUACAUGAUCGUCCGUAACCGUUUGACUGAUGACUUGUACGUGCACAAGAUUAAGGAUGAAGUUGAUAGAAUUCUUGACCAAUCUACUGUUAAUUCGUGGGACAAGACAGUUGAUUUGUUGGAGGAUCUAUUCCCUACGCAGUACGUCAUCAGAGGUGAACUCGUUGCUGAAAAAAUCAAUUUUGCCGUCAACUUAUACCGCAGAAGGGACCACCGCGGCUCUAUUAACAAUGUCAAGCAGGCCUACUUCCGCAUUAUCGACGAAGCUGUUGCGGAGCAAAAGCAAGUUGUGAGACAGUCGUACCGAAACAAUGAUCGGAGCUCAUGA
Messenger RNA from Diutina rugosa, 1023 nucleotides. RefSeq lists its product as uncharacterized. The record is from RefSeq and is a predicted model, not a curated record. The transcript has a single exon. Lineage: Eukaryota; Fungi; Ascomycota; Pichiomycetes; Serinales; Debaryomycetaceae. Bases 1 to 1023 code for a protein of 340 amino acids.